AUGACAGGAUCAAUGGAGGCUAGAGGGAACAUCUAUUUAACGUCCCAGGAUCAAAAGCAAAGCGACAAUCCGAAACAAGAAGACAACGUCUCGAUGACCGGCACAAGCGAUGGCACCGCUCGCUCAGCCCAAGACAUGGCUCUUUUUAAAGAUUUAUUGAGCGCAAUUCGAAACAGCCAAGACAAGGAAACCUGGGAGUUGCUACGAUUCAUACAGGCUGGGGCUCGUCCGGAUGAAAUCCGACAGCAUAUGGAGGAUCGAGGCUUGGUUUACGCAGACGAACGUGACAACAAAGUUAAGAAACAAUGA
Talaromyces rugulosus is the source of this 309-nucleotide messenger RNA. RefSeq lists its product as uncharacterized. The transcript is spliced from 2 exons. The coding region runs from base 1 to 309 and encodes 102 amino acids. The record is from RefSeq and is a predicted model, not a curated record. Lineage: Eukaryota; Fungi; Ascomycota; Eurotiomycetes; Eurotiales; Trichocomaceae.